AUUUAAUUUUAUUUUAUGUCGGAUCCUAAGUCCAAUCCCUUCCGAAUAUACCAACUUUGGAGCACAGGAUAUAUAGACUCCGUUUGUCUUCUCCGAUCUCUUUUAUCUCCAUCCAUUUGUCUCAGUAUCACAGUAUUUCAGCUGUUCUAACCAACCCAGGGCUUAGAGUUUGAUGGAGGGCGUUGGAGGUGAACUGAACCAGCGGAGGCAUGAUUUUUCGAAGAUUUACCAGUUUUAUUUAGAUAAGAGUACACCUCAUGCUACCUAUAGAUGGAUUGGAACCUCUGUAUUAGCAUCUCUCUACGUUUUGAGGGUCUAUUAUGUCCAAGGGUUCUACAUUGUGAGCUACGGUUUGGGAAUCUACCUUCUCAAUUUGCUGAUUGGUUUUCUGUCGCCUCUUGUUGACCCAGAGCUUGAACCCUCAGAUGGUCCUAUGCUCCCUACUAAAGGUUCAGAUGAAUUUAAACCAUUCAUUCGCCGACUCCCAGAAUUUAAGUUCUGGUAUGCUAUCACAAAGGCUUUCUGUGUGGCAUUUGUCAUGACUUUCUUCUCCAUGUUUGAUGUUCCUGUGUUUUGGCCAAUAUUGUUGAUCUACUGGGCUGUUCUCUUUACCCUCACUAUGAAGCGCCAAAUUUCACACAUGCUCAAGUAUAGAUACAUCCCAUUUAACAUUGGAAAGCAGAAGUACAGUGGAAAGAAAGGAGCAAGUAGAAGCAGUCCAAGGGGGGACUAAAUUUGUGAAUGUUUCUCUGUAGAUUAGACGGGAAAGAAGAAAUGCUGGAAUUGUGUACGCUUGCUGUAUGGUUUGAACAUGGUAUUACAAAAUUGUAGUUUAAUUGAUGCAUUUUUUUAGACAGGAGUUUUUGUAUACUUUAGUUAAGCAUAUGAUAUGUAUAAUUGGAACUUGAUGCAUUUGUACUCAACGGUGCGGGUUGUGUUCAUUUUGGUUCCUAUUUUCAUCACAAUUGAGCAAUCCGUGGAGCCAUCGGGCUGCCAUAGUGUUCUGCAAACUUCUUAAGAAUGUUCCAUGUAAACAAAACAAUAUGGGUAAUUGGUUGUUUUCUUUCCCACUUUGUUUUUAGAUUUCUACUUUAUUUAUAUGUUGUUGUUUAAGGUUGUCUUAGGUAUUAUAAGAAGCUUACUUGUAAGGUAUGAAAUGAUCUUUUUCCCCGCA
This is a messenger RNA of Cuscuta epithymum, 1174 nucleotides long. Lineage: Eukaryota; Viridiplantae; Streptophyta; Magnoliopsida; Solanales; Convolvulaceae. The record is from the annotation of a GenBank genome assembly.